Daucus carota subsp. sativus is the source of this 1841-nucleotide messenger RNA. RefSeq lists its product as uncharacterized. Gene Ontology annotation, molecular function: protein binding; ATP hydrolysis activity; ATP binding. The coding region runs from base 206 to 1654 and encodes 482 amino acids. The record is from RefSeq and is a predicted model, not a curated record. The transcript has 7 exons. NCBI's taxonomy places the organism in Eukaryota, Viridiplantae, Streptophyta, Magnoliopsida, Apiales, Apiaceae.
AUUCCCAUUUCAUAUCUACACUGACCACAAAACUACUCCUCCAUUUUAUUACAAAUCCCAAGACAUAUAAUCUCCAGCACUUUUCUUCCCUCUCUCCUUUCUCUCCCUCUCUCUCUCUCCCUCUCCUCUCUCUUUCUCUCUCUAAAUUUUAUCACCAUCUUUUCAGAGAGGGGAGAGAUUUUUGUUUGUUGGGGUUUUCAAGAAGAUGCUGAGGAAUAACAAGCAAGAUCAACGGGCAAGAUCUGCCAAGCCCAACACCCUUCAUGGAUGUGCUCAAGCUGGAGAUCUCAAUGGAUUUUUGAAGCUUCUUAAAGACAACCCUUCUCUUGUUAAUGAUCGCAACCCUGUUAUGGCACAUACACCUCUUCAUGUCUGUGCUGGUCACAAUAGUGUUGAGAUAGUUAAAGUUCUGCUUGACUGGCAAGGAUCAGAAAAGGUUGAAUUGGAAGCCAAGAACAUGUAUGGUGAAACUCCUCUUCAUAUGGCUGCUAAGAAUGGUUGCAAUCAGGCUGCACAAAUGCUUCUUUCUCAUGGUGCUUCAGUUGAAGCCAAAGCAAAUAAUGGGAUGACUCCGUUGCACCUUGCAGUUUGGCACUCAACACGAUCUGAAGAAGAUUGUUCUACUGUUCAGACAUUGCUCGAGUAUAAUGCAGAUUGCAGUGCCAAAGACAAUGAGGGCAUGACUCCGUUGAACCAUCUGUCACAAGGACCUGGAAAUGAGAAACUGCGGAAACUUCUAAAUUCGUAUCUUGAGGAGCAGAGAAAACGGAGGGCUAUUGAAGCAUGUAGUCAGACAAAAGCGAAGAUGGAUGAACUUGAGAAUGAGUUGUCUAAAAUUGUUGGUCUGGAUGACCUAAAGUUACAACUCCGGAAAUGGGCAAAGGGGAUGCUUUUGGAUGAGAGGCGUAGGGCCCUUGGGCUGAAAGUUGGUGCUCGGAGACCUCCUCAUAUGGCCUUCCUUGGUAAUCCUGGUACAGGUAAAACUAUGGUUGCUAGAAUUCUUGGAAAAUUACUCUACAUGGUGGGCAUUUUACCCACUGACAAGGUAACAGAAGUACAAAGAACUGAUUUGGUUGGGGAAUUCGUAGGCCAUACUGGACCGAAGACCAGGAAAAUGAUUAAAGAAGCAGAAGGAGGUAUUCUAUUUGUAGAUGAAGCAUAUCGACUAAUACCUAUGCAGAAGUCGGAUGAUAAGGAUUAUGGAUUGGAAGCUUUAGAGGAGAUAAUGUCAGUCAUGGACAGUGGAAAAAUUGUGGUAAUUUUUGCAGGCUAUAGCGAACCAAUGAAGCGUGUUAUUACAUCUAAUGAAGGUUUCUGCAGAAGGGUUACCAAGUUCUUCAACUUUGAGGACUUCAGUUCUGAAGACCUUGCGAGAAUCCUUCAUCUUAAGAUGAAUAGUGUAGCCGAGGGUAGUUUGCUAUAUGGAUUUAAGUUGCAUCCUUUGUGUACCAUUGAAGCCAUUGUAUCAUUGAUAGAGAGAGAAACAACUGAAAAGCAGCGAAGAGAGAUGAAUGGAGGUUUGGUAGAUCCGAUGCUAGUUAAUGCCAGAGAGUAUCUGGACUUGAGGCUCGAUUUUGAUUGUAUAGACACAGAUGAGCUGCUUACCAUCAGAAUAGAGGACUUAGAAGGGGGGCUUCGUGUAUUAUCUCACUGAUACAUGAAAUUUUUUAAUUCUUUUUCGUAAAAGGGCAAUUCUUAUCAAUUCAUUCUUUCAGCUGCAUCAGUUUAAUCUGGUAUACAGGUGCUUCUGAGUUUGCCUUAAUAUCUUGGGCUUCUUGUAAAGGAUUAUUUAUUGUAGUUCGAUGUUAUUGAUUUGAAGUAUGGUAAAACUUAUUCGUAAA